AUGGGAAGAAAGAAAGGAUUUUCAUCUGCUAUAUUGCCUCUCCUUGUGCCAUUAGUCCUUUUCAUUUUCUGCAGGAAAUCUUCGGCCCAAUAUUCGACUUUAAAUUGCACAAAAUAUAGACGAGUUAGUAGCUUGAGACUUGCUAGGAUUCAGAAGCAUUUGGACAAGAUUAACAAGCCUCCUGUCUUCACCAUUCAAAGCCCAGAUGGAGAUAUCAUUGACUGUGUUCAUAAAAGAAAACAACCAGCUUUGGAUCAUCCUCUUCUCAAGAAUCACAAGAUCCAGCGAGUACGUCCAGAAAUGCCAAAGAUGAUAAAGACAGAUGCAGUGAGAGAGAGGAAUAGUAGUGAGAGAUUGAGAGGCGGAAUUGCUUGGCAAAUGUGGCAUCAAAAAGGGCAGCGAUGUCCAAAAGGUACUGUACCGAUUAGGCGAAGCACAGUGCAUGAUGUUCUUAGAGCUAAAUCUUUGUAUAAUUUUGGGAAGAAACAAGGCAAAAUACCACUUGCCAGAAGGAUCGAUGCACCUGAUUUCCAGACUGGCAAUGGCCAUGAGCAUGCGAUAGCAUACACGGAAUCGUCACAAGGGAUUUACGGGGCAAAAGCAACAAUCAACGUAUGGAAUCCAUCGGUUGAAGUAGUGAACGAGUUUAGCCUCUCCCAAAUAUGGGUUCUAUCUGGAUCAUUUGAUGGGCCAGACCUUAACAGUAUUGAAGCUGGUUGGCAGGUUAGUCCUGAGCUCUAUGGUGACAGCAGGUCAAGAUUAUUUACCUAUUGGACGAGCGAUGCCUAUCAAGCAACGGGAUGCUACAAUCUUCUAUGUUCAGGAUUCGUGCAAACAAACAGUCGCAUAGCCAUUGGAGCAGCCUUUAAUCCGGUGUCAUUGCUAAACGGAAAUCAAUUCGACAUGGCCAUCCUCAUAUGGAAGGAUCCGAAGUUGGGAAAUUGGUGGAUGGGUUUCGGCGGCAAUACUUUAGUGGGCUACUGGCCCACUGAGCUAUUCACACACUUAGCGGAUCAGGCCACGAUGAUCGAGUGGGGAGGAGAAGUCUUGAAUUCUCGGCCCAAUAGUGAGCACACUUCAACCCAAAUGGGCUCGGGCCACUUUCCCGAAGAUGGGUUUGGUAAAGCUAGCUAUGUUCGGAACCUCGAGAUUGUGGACUCGGAUAACAGCCUGAGAUCGGCCCAAGACAAUAGUUGGAACCGACUUUUAUAUUUUUGCUACAAUAUCAAGAGUUCCUAUAACAAUGAAUGGGGAACACAUUUUUUCUAUGGUGGGCCUGGGAAAAGCCCAAAGUGUCCAUAA
Messenger RNA from Fraxinus pennsylvanica, 1302 nucleotides. The record is from the annotation of a GenBank genome assembly. NCBI's taxonomy places the organism in Eukaryota, Viridiplantae, Streptophyta, Magnoliopsida, Lamiales, Oleaceae.